Messenger RNA from Megalobrama amblycephala (Wuchang bream), 3354 nucleotides. RefSeq names its product eukaryotic translation initiation factor 3, subunit C (gene eif3c). The record is from RefSeq and is a predicted model, not a curated record. Bases 183 to 3017 code for a protein of 944 amino acids. Gene Ontology annotation, molecular function: translation initiation factor binding; RNA binding; translation initiation factor activity. Gene Ontology annotation, biological process: translational initiation. NCBI's taxonomy places the organism in Eukaryota, Metazoa, Chordata, Actinopteri, Cypriniformes, Xenocyprididae. Gene Ontology annotation, cellular component: eukaryotic translation initiation factor 3 complex. The transcript has 23 exons.
CAGCUGUAUGUUUGGCGCGUCUCUAUCGCUUCCUCUCUCUCUCUGGAAGUAGCCGACAGGGCUUUGACGCACGCCGUGCUGACAAAAUUGCAAAUCUGGAUUCUAAACUCUACACAAAAGGGAGUUCACAAACGAGGAAUCUUAGGUUUUUCAGCAGAUAACAGUGUUAGCAGCCGUCUGUUAUGUCACGUUUUUUCGCCAAAUCCGACAGCGAGUCGGAGGAAUCCUCGUCCGCCGAUGAGAUCACCCCGAAAGCGACCGGGACUACUUUCAACAAGCAGGCCCUGUUGCUGAGCGAUGAUGAGGAGGACACCAAAAGAGUGGUACGCAGUGCCAAGGACAAGAGGUUUGAGGAGCUCACCAACUUUAUCAAGACGAUCCGCAAUGCCAUGAAGAUCCGAGACAUAUCCAAAUGUCUGGAGGAGUUUGAGCAGUUGUGUCGAGCGUUCAUCAAAAGCAAAGCCAUCGUGGACAAAGAGGGAGUGCCGCAGUUCUACAUCCGCCUGCUAGCUGAUCUGGAGGACUAUCUCAACCAGUUAUGGGAGGACAAGGAGGGGAAGAAGAAGAUGAACAAAAACAAUGCGAAAGCCUUGAGCACACUGCGCCAGAAGAUCCGCAAAUACAACAGGGACUUUGAAACAGAGAUUGCCAGCUAUAAAGAGAACCCUGAGCAAUCAGCUGAAGAAGAGGAGGAGAAGGAUGACAUUGGCAGUGGGUCAUCCUCGGAGAGUGAUGAUGAUGAUGGUGUCACUGCCAAGAGCUUUAUGAAGAAGAAGCCUCAAGAAGAGGAGAAGGCGGCACCAGAGGCCAGCAAGUUCCUCAAGGGCGCUGCUGAUGAAGAGUCAGAGAGUGAAGAUGAUGAUGAGAGUGAGCAUUGGAGCUCUGAUUCAGUGGGCAGCGGCAGUGAGAGUGAAGACAAUGAAGGAACUGCAGCAUCACUGGCUGUGGUUUUCCUCAAAAAAACUCAAGACGGCGACAAGCAGUCCGACCGCAGGAGGGACGACAAAAAGGAAGACAGAAAGAGGAGACCCAAGAAGAAGGUAACAGAGGAGGAGGGUGAAGAAGAGGGAGAAGCAGAGGAAGGAGGAUGGGAGAAGGUGAAGGGCGGCGUGCCGCUUGUGAAGGAGAAGCCCAAGAUGUUCGCCAAAGGCACGGAGAUCAAUACUGCUGUGGUGAUCAAGAAACUCAACGAGAUCCUGCAGGCCAGAGGAAAGAAAGGAACAGACAGAGCUGCUCAGAUCGAGCUCCUUCACUCUCUGGCUGGCAUCUCUAAUGAGAAUAACCUCGGUGAAGGCAUCCUUGUCAAGAUUAAGUUCAACAUCAUUGCCUCCCUAUACGACUACAACCCCAACCUGGCCGCCUUCAUGAAGGCGGAUAUGUGGAAGAAGUGUCUGGACUGCAUCGAUGAGCUGCUGGACAUCCUGUUCAACAACAACAACAUCUUCAUCGGAGAAAACAUUGCAGAGGACAGCGAGAACCUGGCCGUUUCUGACCAGCCGUUCCGUGUGCGUGGCUGUAUUCUGACUCUGGUGGAGCGGAUGGAUGAAGAGUUCACCAAAAUCAUGCAGAACACAGACCCUCACUCUCAGGAGUAUGUUGAUAACCUGAAGGACGAGGGCCGUGUGUGUGGCAUCAUUGACCGCCUGCUGCAGUAUCUGGAGACUAAAGGCAGCACAGAGGAAGUGUGUCGCGUCUACCUGCGCAGAAUCAUGCACACGUACUACAAGUUCGACUACAAAGCCCACCGUCGCAGCCUGGGCCUGCAGGGAGAGACAAAGUCCGAGCAGGAUCAGGAGGAGAGCGAGGGAGAGGACAGUGCUAUAAUCAUGGACCGUUUGUGUAAGUUUAUCUACGCCAAAGAUCGCACGGACCGUAUCCGUACCUGCGCCAUCCUGUGCCACAUCUACCAUCAUGCCCUGCACAGCCGCUGGUACCAGGCCAGAGACCUCAUGCUCAUGAGCCACCUACAAGACAACAUCCAGCAUGCCGACCCUCCUGUCCAGAUCCUGUACAACAGGACCAUGGUGCAGCUGGGCAUCUGUGCUUUCCGUCAGGGCAUGAUUAAAGACGCCCACAAUGCCCUUCUGGACAUCCAGUCCAGCGGCAGAGCCAAGGAGCUGCUGGGACAGGGACUCCUCAUGAGGAACAUGCAGGAGAGAAAUGCUGAGCAGGAGAAGAUCGAGAAGAGGCGACAGGUGCCGUUCCACAUGCACAUUAAUCUGGAGCUCUUGGAGUGUGUGUACCUGGUGUCAGCCAUGCUGCUAGAGAUCCCUUACAUGGCGGCCCAUGAGUUUGAUGCCCGUCGCAGGAUGAUCAGCAAACAGUUCCACCACCAGCUGAGGGUGGGCGAGAGACAGCCACUGCUGGGUCCUCCCGAGAGCAUGAGGGAGCACGUCGUGGCCGCCAGCAAGGCCAUGAAGAUGGGAGACUGGAGAACGUGCCAUUCCUUCAUCAUCAAUGAGAAGAUGAACAGCAAAGUGUGGGAUCUGUUCCCAGAAACCCAGUGUGUGCGGGAAAUGCUCGUCAGGAAGAUCCAGGAGGAGUCGCUGCGCACUUACCUUUUCACCUACAGUAGUGUGUAUGACUCGAUCAGUAUGGAAACUCUGUCAGAGAUGUUUGAGUUGGAGUUACCCACAGUGCACAGCAUUAUAAGCAAGAUGAUCAUCAAUGAAGAACUCAUGGCAUCACUAGACCAGCCGACCCAGACGGUGGUGAUGCACAGGACAGAGCCCACAUCCCUGCAGAAUAUGGCCCUGCAGCUGGCCGAGAAACUGGGCGGCUUGGUGGAGAACAAUGAACGUGUGUUCGACCUCAAACAGGGCGUCUAUGGAGGCUACUUCAACAGAGAUCAGAAAGGUGGUUACCAACAGAAGCAAGGCUACCAGAGAGGAGCUCCAGACCAGAGGGGAGGUUACCAACAGAAGCAAGGUUACCAACGAGAUCAGAAAGGUGGUUACCAGCAGAAACAGAACUACCAGCGAGGAGGAUACAGGAACCAGAACCAGAGCUCAUACUGAUCCCAGCGCGGCCUGUUCAAACACGGCUUCAUUCCAGAACCAGACUGCAGGUUCCUCUGCUUAUCCAGCCACCAACUCCAGAUCUGUUUCAAUACAUCAGCCUUACCCUCUGUUUUGCAGUGCUUUAGUUGCAGAUAACACCAAAACAUAUAAGCUCAAUUUUAUUGUUAAUGCAUAAAAUGGCACCACAGUUAGCAUGUUUAUCUAUAAUUUGAGUUUACAGUGUCGAGGGUCCUGGACUAGCAGUUGUGGAGAUAAUAUAGUUGGCAGGGAAGAAAUAUCAAGUUUUUUGUGUUACAACCUGGUGAAUUAAUAAAGAUUAUUCAGUCAAAAUGAA